Molecule: messenger RNA, 2795 nt
Organism: Gavialis gangeticus (Gharial)
Lineage: Eukaryota; Metazoa; Chordata; Crocodylia; Gavialidae
Gene: DEK
Product: DEK proto-oncogene
Exons: 12
Coding region: 103-1209 (368 amino acids)
Biological process (GO): regulation of double-strand break repair; chromatin organization
Cellular component (GO): nucleus
Molecular function (GO): histone binding; DNA binding
Source: RefSeq, a predicted model, not a curated record
GAGCGCUAGCUCGGCGCCCUACUAGUCACUUCCAGCCGCUUCAGACCCGCCGCUAGUGGCUGUUAUCGCCGCCGGGCCGCGCCCAGCUGAGAACAAACAGCCAUGUCGUCUCCUGUUUCCUCUAAAGAAGAUACAAUGCCUACUGAACAAGCUGAUGAGAGAGAGCCUGAAACUGAGAACAAAGCUGAGGAAAGUGAGGAAGAGGAGGAGGAGGAAGAAAAAGAAAAAAGUCUUAUUGUUGAGGGAAAAAGAGAGAAGAAGAAAGUGGACAGACUGACCAUGCAGGUAUCCUCGUUACAAAGGGAACCUUUUACAAUUACACCAGGAAAGGGACAAAAACUUUGUGAAAUUGAAAGGAUACAGUUCUUUUUGAGUAAGAAGAAAACUGAUGAACUCAGAAAUCUACACAAACUCCUUUACAACAGGCCAGGCACAGUUGCCUCACUAAAGAAGAAUGUGGGUCAGUUCAGCGGUUUUCCAUUUGAAAAAGGAAGUGACCAGUAUAAAAAGAAGGAAGAAAUGCUAAAAAAGUUCAGGAAUGCAAUGUUGAAAAGUAUCUGUGAGGUUCUUGAUUUGGAGAGGUCAGGAGUUAAUAGUGAGCUGGUAACCAGAAUCUUAAACUUUUUAAUGCAUCCAAAGCCUUCGGGCAAGCCAUUGCCAAAGUCCAAGAAAACACCCAGCAAAGGUAGCAAAAAAGAACGCAGUAGUUCUGGAACAGCACGAAAAGCCAAAAACACUAAAGGUCCUGAAAUCUUGUCAGAUGAGUCUAGUAGUGAGGAGGAUGAAAAGAAAGAAAAGGAUGAAUCGUCUGAAGAAAAAGAGAGUGAAGAGGAGGUAAAUACGCCACCUAAGAAGGCAUCUAAAAAGGAAAAAUCUAAACAGAAAACACCUUCUAAAACAAAGAAAGCAGUGAAGAGUGCUAAUGUCAAGAAGGCAGAUAGCAGCACUACUAAAAAGAAUCAGAACAGUUCCAGGAAAGAAAGCGAGUCUGAUGAUAGUUCAGAUGAUGAACCUUUAAUUAAAAAGCUGAAGAAACCACCUACAGAUGAUGAGCUUAAGGAAACUGUCAAGAAAUUGUUGGCAAAUGCAAAUUUAGAGGAAGUUACAAUGAAGCAGAUUUGCAAGGAGGUAUAUGAAAGCUAUCCCAGUUAUGAUUUAUCCGACCGGAAAGAGUUCAUCAAAAAAACAGUCAAAGAGCUGAUAUCAUGAUCUAGACUGACUGUGGGAAAUGAAGACUGCUGAUUUCUGUCCCAUGGAUUUGAAGAUCUGAUAGGCACCAGCAAAAAGAAUGUUUCUUGCCCUUUGUGGUAUUGUUUAUUCAGAGCUGAUUCUGCUGACCUAUUAUCCAGUGUUAAUGUAAAUUGCUUUGUGUACCUUUUUAAAAAAUUGCAUUUGAUGCAGUUUUAGUUAACCAUACUUAAGUUUUUUGCAUGGCAAUAAAUUUUCCCUUUUAUAGUUUUGUACAUUUCAAAUUGCUUUGUACAAGUAGAUUAACUAGGACCAUCGUAGCUUUUAGUGUGCUUUAAUAGCUUACUUGCAGGAUACUUUUUUAAUCAAGUAGGUUGAAAGUUGUUCAAGAGUCUGCACCUGUACAUGCAGAGAUUGUCUGAAAUAAUGCAGUAUUAGUUUCACAACACUUUUGAAUACGUAUCCAUUUAAAAAAUAUCAGGAAUGAAAGUCACAGGCUAGUGUGUCUUAUAUUCUGGUUUGCGUAUUCAUAAGUCUGGAAUUACUUUGAAUCUAGAUUCUUGUCUUGCAUGUGUAUGCACUGUGAGAACUGUCAAAGCAUGAUAACUAAUUGGCAUAUAGAUGUUAUUUUUGUACUUUUAAAAGGAUUUCUGUUAUGUAUAUAAAGUUAUUACAGAUUUCUUUUGUUCAAAUCAUUUUUAAUCUAGUUAUUUCUUGGAGGAUUCAUGACAUAAAAUGUCAGUGUUCAGCAGUGAGGCAAUGAUAAAGAAAGACUGCAAAAUAGCUGAAGUUUUACUGUCUGUCCCAUCUUACCGUGUAAGGGAAAUUUAACUGCAGUUUUAUAGUUAUACUUCUCAGUGUUUAACUGUAUGUAAAGGCUACAGCUUCACUUAUUCUAACAGCUUGACCAAGCAAAUAAAACUUAACGAAGGCUAUAUGGAAGAAUAUAACUUGGACUUCGUAAAUAUUUCUAUUGGUCCUAGAGUCCAGUAUUUUUAGAAAACGGGUAACUGAAGUAAUGGACACACGACAGGUUGAAUAAGACUGAAAAACUCGCAUAGUGAAGGCCUCAUUUUGGGACAGCAUUUAAACAUGUAGGCAGGUGUUAUGCUGUAUAGGACUGCUUUUUUGGAACAUAAGCUUAGGUGCCUACACACGGGCAUGGUAGUUUAAAUGUUAGAGCCCUGUUUCUAAGUUUUGGUUGCCAGCAUGGCUUGUUCAAAGUGAUUUCUUCAUCCAAGUUUUGUGUCCUUCCCUGCACCAUCAAACACCUUACUGUUAUGAUAGAAAGUCCACAUGCUCGUGUAAUUAUGGUGUAAAAUACUAACAGAUUCCAAACAAAAAAUGUGUUGCCAUUGAUAUUGUAAUCAGCAAGCCCCUCAAUGACUACUGUUGCUCAAAAAAAGUGAGCAUAUUUUAAAAAUUUUAGUGUUGUAUACUUGAAAAAUCAAGGAUCGUAGAUAAUCUGAGGUCUGAAAGUAUUCAGCCAAAUAGCUAAUUAAUCUUUACACACUUUUUUUAUAAUUUCUGUGCAUGUAAUCCUUUAUAAGAAGGCUGAAUGUAACAAAGUUUUGUAUUUCAAUAAAUGUCUUUCAGAAAAAUGUAAA